CGAUGACAGCGGAAAUGGCUUGAAGUCUGUCACAAUUGAUGUUACUUGGUUUGAUUUAUAUGAAAGGUGGGGAGACUGGUUUCUUGCCAUUGACUGGGACAAUCAUGCCUACGUUCGCAACCUUACUAUCACUGCAGACCUCCAGGCUCCUAGCUCCUGCCCAGGAGAGCCUCCAUGUUGGGGUCACGGCCGCUGUUGGAUUGGCGCUGGGACAUCUGUUUGUGCCUGUGACAAGGGUUGGCAUGGGGAAGACUGCGUCGUCGUCGUCGUCGUUGUCAUCGCCAUCGUCGUCGUCGCCGUCGUCACCGUCGCUGUCGUUGUCGUCGUCGUUGUCGUUGUCGUUGUCGUUGUCGUUGUCGUUGUCGUUGUCGUUGUCGUUGUCGUUGUCGUUAUCGUCGUCAUUGUUGACGACAACAACAACAGCUGCUCGUGCUGCUUCUGGUGCUGCUGUUGUGGUGGUGGCGGUUGUGGUGCUGGCGGUGGUUGAGGUUGUGGUGGUGGUGACGGUAGCGGUGGUGGUGGUGGUCGUAGUGGUGGUGGUUGUGGCUGCCGUGGUGUUGAGGGUGGUGGUGGUGGUGCUUGUGGGUAUGGUGGUGCUUGUGGGUGUGGUGGUUGUGGUUGUGGUUGCGGUGGCGGUGGCAGUGGUUGAGGUUGUGGUGAUGUUGGUGGUGGUGGUGGUGGUGGUGGUGGUGGCGGCGGUGCUUGUGAGUAUGGUGGUGCUUGUGGGUGUGGUGGUUGUGGCAGUGGUUGAGGUUGUGGUGGUGGUGGUGGUGGUGGUUGUAGUGGUUGUAGUGGUUGUAGUGGUUGUAGUGGUGGUGGUGGGUGUUGCUGUGGAGGCAAUGGUGGCUGUCGUGGUGGUGCUGAUAGUGGUUGUUGUGGUGGCGUUGAGGUUGUUGUGGUGGUGACGCUGGUGGUUGUGUUGUUGUUCAUGUGGUUGCGGUUGUGGUUGUGCAUGUGGUGGUGGUGG
Messenger RNA from Chara braunii, 967 nucleotides. The record is from the annotation of a GenBank genome assembly. Lineage: Eukaryota; Viridiplantae; Streptophyta; Charophyceae; Charales; Characeae.